UUCAAAACCCCCGUAACUAUAACGCCUUCUCACCUGUUCAAAACUUCACCGACUCAUUCGGUUACCCUUCUUCUCUAUUUAAUCCAAAACCCUCUCUUCUCCUGUUCAUCUUUCCCCCAUUGUCGGCCUACAUUUCAUGGAAUCAUCUCGGAGUGAUUUGGAUCGGAUCAAGGGACCAUGGAGCAGCGAAGAGGAUGAGCUUUUGGGCAACUUAGUUGAGCGGCAUGGAGCUCGAAACUGGACGUUGAUUAGCAAGUCGAUUCCAGGGAGAUCUGGUAAGUCGUGCCGUUUGCGGUGGUGUAAUCAGCUUUCGCCGGAGGUUGAGCAUCGUUCGUUUACGGAGGAGGAAGAUAAGGUUAUCGUGGAGGCGCACAAGCGGUUUGGGAACAAGUGGGCGACGAUUGCUAGGUUGCUUAAUGGACGUACUGAUAACGCGGUGAAGAAUCACUGGAACUCGACUUUGAAGCGGAAGAGUUCGACGGUCGAUGGCGGAGAGGAGCGGUCGGCGAGAGUGCUGAGGCGGUCGGAGAGCGGUGGUGCUGAUGUGACUGUCGCUAUGUCUAUGUCUAUGUCUGGCAGUCCUUCUGGAUCUGACAUCUGCGAUUCAGGUAACAAUAUUCCGUUUCUCUCCAUCGGAAAAAACAAUACAACCUCUUAUGGAUUGAUUGGAUUACAACCGCCGCCAUCGACGGCGUUAACACUGUCUCCCCCGGGAACAAGUUCGUAUGGUUACGAAGUCCGUGAUCAAGCGACGCCGUUUGGUGCGGAGAUUCUUUCAGUGAUGCAAGAGAUGAUCAGGAAAGAGGUAAGAAAAUACAUGGAAGAAGAAGAAGAAGAAAGAAAGGUUGAUGCAGUGUGAAUCGAACCAAAACUAAAUCUUGAUUAAUUAAUUAAGUAAUUAAUUAAUCAAAUCUCAUGGGGUUUAAUUAAGAUUAAAUUUUAUUAAUCAAUGAGGGAUUGUACAGAAAAAACAUGGAUCAUAAAUCCAUGAAUCAUCAGCAGCAGAAGAAGAAGAAGAAUUGCAGAAAGUACGAAUUUUGUGAUAAUUAAAGAGAUUAGUUUUACAGUUGAAGACUCAUUUUGAAUUUGGGAGGAUAAUAGAGUUUUUUUGUUUUGAAAAUUUAAAUGGUAUUUAAAACGGACGUUAAGUUUCUGUUAAUGCCGUUUAUUAAAUGUGAUAGAGAUCUAGAAUAUGUGGAGUAGUAGUACGGAUGGUACGUUGAGUUGUACUGAUGGUUGAUUUGAUUGUACCGUGCUUAGCUGUCGCGAUGCUGCACGGGGCUCCAGGCUGGACGUUUUCUUGGAUUCUUUAGAAGUCAGACAAAAGUACAGUUUCACCCCCUAGGGAAUUGGGGACUACAAUUGUACCCCUGAAAAACCGAGGCUUUAACUUUUUGGGUAGUGUUAAUUUGAAAUUUUAAAUUUGGAGUAAA
Molecule: messenger RNA, 1433 nt
Organism: Lactuca sativa (garden lettuce)
Lineage: Eukaryota; Viridiplantae; Streptophyta; Magnoliopsida; Asterales; Asteraceae
Product: transcription factor MYB73
Biological process (GO): regulation of DNA-templated transcription
Cellular component (GO): nucleus
Molecular function (GO): RNA polymerase II cis-regulatory region sequence-specific DNA binding; DNA-binding transcription factor activity, RNA polymerase II-specific
Source: RefSeq, a predicted model, not a curated record